This is a messenger RNA of Paramecium tetraurelia, 1107 nucleotides long. RefSeq lists its product as uncharacterized. Gene Ontology annotation, cellular component: cAMP-dependent protein kinase complex. Lineage: Eukaryota; Ciliophora; Oligohymenophorea; Peniculida; Parameciidae. Gene Ontology annotation, biological process: regulation of protein phosphorylation. The record is from RefSeq and is a predicted model, not a curated record. The transcript has 5 exons. Gene Ontology annotation, molecular function: cAMP-dependent protein kinase regulator activity.
AUGAGUUCAAAGAAAACCGCUACCUUGGAUUAUAUAACCACAAAAGUUAAACCAGUGUUUGAUUAAUUGAUUGCUCGUAUUGUAAUUGAAAAACCAGAUGAUGUUUAUACAUGGUCAAUAAAUUGGUUAUAAAAAUAGUAAAGAGGUUAAUUAUAGUUGCAAGUGGUAAAUAAUGAUCUCAGUGAAGAAGAGGAGGAGGAAGAGGAACUGGUUUUGGAAAUUAAAUAGACUCAAAAGCAAUAGACAAGAUCGGCAGUAUCUGCUGAAGUUUAUGGAGAAUAUAACAAAAAAGAGGAUUUCAAACCAAGAUUUAUAUAAAAGUCCUAGGGAUAGAUUGAUAGAAUUAAGAAAAGAAUCCUUAAUUCUUUUAUGUUUUAGGCAUUAGAUGAAAAGGAUCUUAAUAUCGUUUUAGGAGCAAUGGAAGAAAAGAAGUUUUAGGAUGGAGAUUUUGUAAUUAAACAAGGUGAAGAUGGAAAUGAAUUAUAUGUGAUUGAUGAAGGUCGUCUUGAAUGUUACAAAAGAUUUGCAGGCUUGUAAGAAGAAAAGUUACUGAAGACAUACAUUCCUGGUGAAUCCUUUGGUGAACUAGCAUUAUUGUAUAAUGCUCCAAGAGCUGCUACCAUUAAGGCAAUCGAAAAUGUCACAACAUUUGCUUUGGAUAGAGAAACUUUUAAUAAUAUUGUCAAAUUUUCAGCUAUAAAAAAAAGAGAAUAAAUGGAAGAAAUCUUAGGUAAAAUUGAGUUACUCCAAUCUAUGGAUAAUUAUGAAAGAGUUUAGUUGUGUGAUGUAUUGAGGGAGGAAAAGCAUUAGGCAGGCAAAUCUAUUAUUACAGAGGGAGAAAUAGGAGAUCGUAUUUAUUUAAUUAUUGAAGGAGAACUUGAAGCUUAUUCAAAUAAAUUAAAUGAAAAAGUGUACGACUACAAAUCCGGAGAUUAUUUUGGGGAAUUAGCCUUAUUAAAAAAUAGUCCAAGAUAAGCAACCGUUAUUGCUAAAACAGAUGUUACCUUACUUUAUUGCGAUUUCAAUUCUUUCAAAAGGUUAAUGGGUCCACUUGAGCAAGUUCUACAGAGAAAUAUGGAGAGAUAUUAACAUUAUUUAUAAUAAUGA